AUGAAGGACGUUAAAAAUAAAGUAGAAUUAGUGCUGUGUUAUAUUUUAAAGACGUUGGUUGUGGAUGAUGCUUCAGUUUUUGUUGCGGAAGAGAACAGACUGCCAAAUAUGGUAACAGCCACCAUAACAAAAGAAGGAGAGAAAUAUAAGAUUAUUGUAACUGAGAUUGCACCCAGUCAUGGAUAUAUGAUGAACAUAUUCCAUGAUGGAGAAAGUCAAGGAAUAGAAUCCUUCAUUGUCGAUUAUGGUUCUGAUUUGCAGAUAAAAGAAAAUGAUCUAAAGUUUCCUCUCGAUUUUCAAGAAUAUUGUAAAAAGAAUGAUACUUCUAAAGCAUGUGGUAUGAUAUACCAAAAGUUCAGCAACAAGAAACUCGUCAUGAAAGCUCCUAAGGAAGUAAGAUCCACAGAGAUAUCUGAGAUACGGAGUAGUAUGGGAAUGUCACCUCCAGUGGUAAAUCCCUCUCAUGUUAAAAGCAAUCCAAACGAUAUGCCCAAGUUUGAUGAUGAGUAUGAAGUUGGAACUGAUGGCAGAUUGGGACCUAUAGAUAGAUAUCCAGGCUUAAACUUACCAGAGAAACACCCAAGUAACUAUGGAAACCCAGAUUUAUAUCCAAUGGGACAAAGGGAUCCUUUCAACUUCAAUGAUAUUAAUACCCGUGGUGGAAUGACAUUUGAUCCAUUUGGAACAAAUAAUCAGAGUAAUAUGCAAGGUGACAAAAACGAACAAGCUAGAAGAGGACCUGGCUGGAUUCCUGGAUCAAGGUACGACGACCCAUUUGGUAAGAGAAACGAUGAUAUGAAUCCCGGAUCCGGUGCGGGAUUCGGAUCUGGUUUGGGACCUGGGUCUGGUUCUGGGUCAGGAUUGGGAUUUGGUGGAGGUAUGUUCAUGUAG
Molecule: messenger RNA, 891 nt
Organism: Maudiozyma saulgeensis
Lineage: Eukaryota; Fungi; Ascomycota; Saccharomycetes; Saccharomycetales; Saccharomycetaceae
Source: the annotation of a GenBank genome assembly